AUGCUCUCCGCUGGAGCUCUCAUAUGGAUAUCCAUCCGCCCCCUCAUCCGCACUUUCGGUAUCAUCGGUGCAGGGUUUGCGCUCACCAGAGCAGACCUGUUCCCCGUUGAGGCCGCGCGCGGCGUCGGGCAAAUGAUCUUGAAUAUUGUCAUGCCAUGCCUUCUAUUCUCGCGCAUUGUUCCGGCCUUCGACUCUCAGAACGUCAAGAACAUCGGUCCGCUCGUCGUUGUCAGCCUUGUUCUCGGUAUUCUGGGUUUCAUCAUCGCAUGGCUCGUCAAAAAGUGGUUCUGGGUACCACACCGCUUCAGGCAUGGCAUACUCGCCGCAGGCGCCUGGGGCAACAUUGGAGAUAUCCCCACCGCUAUUGCUCUUGGGAUCACCGCCAAUGCACCGUUCAACGGUACACAAGAUGAGAACUUGGCGGUCGCCUAUAUCGCUGUCUUCAUUCUUGUCUUCUUCGUCACGCUAUUCCCCAUGGGCGGCCUGAACUUGAUUGCAAGCGACUUCAAGGGCCCGGACGUCGAAGUAGAAGAUCUCAUCGAGGAGACUCGUGCUCGGCGAAAGCGCAUCCUCAAGGCCCCUGCUCUGUUCGCUCACCGGCUAUUCCGACGCAAAGCAAGUCCAGCAAACGAGAAGGAGUUGGAUGCGGAGGCCAGCCCCAAACUCGAUGAGAAACGACCACCCACUCCCUCGGGAGCGUCAACCCCUCCGCAACUCGCAACGGGUUAUCCCAUGUCCACUUGCUCCGAGCGCAACCUGGCGUCUGCUGUCACAUCACCCACGCCCACUGUCCACGACGACGACGGCCACCGCAUCUACCACCCCCGCUCGCACUCGGUGCGCUUCAAGGAGGAUCUACCGUCCAUCCAAGCACCCGUCCUCACCCGGCGCCAACGCAUCCGCAAGAUCUUCUCCAAGUUCAUCAGCGAUAUGCUCAAGCCCGCGCCCGUCUCUGUCCUAGUCUCGCUUCCCAUCGCCCUAAUCAACCCUGUCAAAGCACUCUUCGUCGCGCCAACGACGGACUUCCACCCAUCAUUUCACCCAGUCGCCCCCGAUGGUCAACCACCUCUGUACUUCCUGCUGGAUAUCGCCACGUUCGCCGGCAACGCCUCGGUACCUCUGGGGCUGAUCUGUCUCGGUGCUGCUCUGGCUCGAUUGGACAUUGGCGGUCGUGAGAACUGGGCGCGGAUGCCGCGGGGCGCUAUCGCUGCGCUUGCUGUCGGCAAGAUGCUCAUCGCGCCUGUUAUCUGUAUCGCUAUGAUCACCGGGAUGGUCAGCCGCGGCUUCAUUGACCCCAAUGACAAAGUGUUGCAGUUCGUCUGCCUCAUAUGCUCGGGACUGCCUACGGCGACUACGCAGGUCUACAUCACGCAAGUGCAUAACCCUACUGGGUCCGCCGAGCACCUUGCUGCAUUCCUCAUUCCACAGUACAUCAUCAUGGUCUUCUCUAUGACCGGCAUCUCCGUGUAUAGCAUUAACUACAUAUCCUAG
Peniophora sp. CBMAI 1063 is the source of this 1491-nucleotide messenger RNA. Lineage: Eukaryota; Fungi; Basidiomycota; Agaricomycetes; Russulales; Peniophoraceae. The record is from the annotation of a GenBank genome assembly.